Molecule: messenger RNA, 1039 nt
Organism: Drosophila serrata
Lineage: Eukaryota; Metazoa; Arthropoda; Insecta; Diptera; Drosophilidae
Source: RefSeq, a predicted model, not a curated record
AUGAACUCCUUCUCAGUGUUCUUAGUGUUCGCUCUGGCCGCUCUGGCUGCAGCGGAGCCGCCAUCCGGCUAUAACUAUCCCCGAGGAGGGGGUGGUGGUGGCGGAUUCGGAGGCGGCUUUGGAGGUGGCUCCUCGUUUGGAGGUGGCUCCUCCUUUGGCGGCGGCGGCGGUGGCGGCUACCAGGCCGUGAGCGGUGGCUUCCAGACCUCCGAGGGCCAGAACGUGGAUCCCCAGCUGCUGGAGCAGGUGCGUCAGAUCCUGCUCAACGAGGAGAGCAAGCAGGGAGGCGGCGGCGGCGGUGGUGGUGGUGGUGGCGGCGGCGGCUACCCCAGUGGUCCCUCUACCAGCUACGGACCACCGUCCACUAGCUACGGAGCACCCGGCAUCGGAGGCGGCGGUGGCCGUGUCGUCGGCAUUGAUCUGGAGGGCGUCCGCCAGGCCAUCCAGGUGGCCCAGUUCGCCCAGCAGAGCUCACAGCAGGGUGGCAACGGCGGCGGAUAUCCCAGUGCCCCGUCCGGCUCCUAUGGAGCACCCUCGAGGCCCAGCGGCAGCUACGGAGCGCCCUUCUAAGAUCCCCGUCAAACUCUAAAAGGUCUCAUCACUUCACUGCCAAAAAUGAACUGCCGAUGGAAUGGACGAAGACAUGCAACCCGACCAAGAAGACACUAUAAAGAUUUGGGUAUCCUGGAUCGAUCGCCCACAGAUCGUUUCUUUCCCCCUCGAAAACGAAAAAACAACAAAAUCUUUCCUUCCCAAACACUCAGCGACUGUAACUCUCAGUUCCCCCGAAAGAUCCCAACUCCCCCAUGUUUCCAACUCAAAAAACUCCAAACUUAAUCUCGAAUCUCGGCAUCUCGUCAAUGCGAGGACAUUCGGGGCUUUGUUUUGGACUUUUUCUCAUGUUUUGUAACACCUUUGUACAUAGUUCUUUCACACUGAAAAAAAACCAACACAAAAACUGAAAAAGCCACACAAAAACAAAACACAAGAUGGAAAAACACACAACAGAACACCCCAGACAGUGUUAUAACGCAUUAUU